Messenger RNA from Drosophila grimshawi, 1204 nucleotides. RefSeq names its product ribosome biogenesis regulatory protein homolog. The transcript is spliced from 4 exons. Lineage: Eukaryota; Metazoa; Arthropoda; Insecta; Diptera; Drosophilidae. Gene Ontology annotation, biological process: ribosome biogenesis; ribosomal large subunit biogenesis; endonucleolytic cleavage in ITS1 to separate SSU-rRNA from 5.8S rRNA and LSU-rRNA from tricistronic rRNA transcript (SSU-rRNA, 5.8S rRNA, LSU-rRNA). Gene Ontology annotation, cellular component: preribosome, large subunit precursor; nucleolus; nucleus. Gene Ontology annotation, molecular function: protein binding. The coding region runs from base 83 to 1117 and encodes 344 amino acids. The record is from RefSeq and is a predicted model, not a curated record.
UGUUAACCAACACUAGCCAAACAGCACGUGUAUAAAUAUUAAAGAAAUUGAAUCGCUGUUUAUUUCAAUUAUUUCACACAAAAUGGAUGUCGUUAAAGCCGUUUUAGAGAAACAUCAAAAGGAGUUGGAUAAAUAUAAGCCAAUUACAGUUGAAAAGCACCUCGAAUGCCGCAUAGAUGUGGGCACACUCCUCAUCACAGAUCCCAACGAUUUGGAGGACCGGCAGAUCGCUAAAAACAAAGAAGAGUACCUGGCCGAGCUAACGCGUGACAACACACAGCUGCUGGUCAACGCCAUCUGGGAACUGCCCACCGAACGCGUAGAUGAAAGUAUUGUGGCCAAGUUGCCGGAGCCAACAACAGUUUUGCCGCGUCUUCGCAAGCCACCUGGUGUCCGUCCCAUGACGAAGUGGGAGAAGUUCGCCAAGGAGAAGGGCAUCACCAAGAAGAAGAAGGACAAGAAAACCUACGAUGAUGUCCUGGAUAAAUGGGUCCCAACGUAUGGUUUCAAGCACGCCGAGGCUGAGAAGGACAAGGAAUGGGUGCUGGAGGUGCCACAGAAUGCGGAUCCUAACACAGACAUGUUCCAGAAGAAGAUGGAUCUGCGCAACGAAAAGGUCGCCAAGAACGAGAUUCAACGCAUGAAAAACAUAGUGCGCGCCAAAAAGGUGGAGAUGCCACGCAGCGGAUAUCUGGGCCCUGAGGCCGCAUCGUCAAAUCAACUGCUCACCGCUGUUACUGUGGCGAAAGCAUCGACUGCAUCGGUGGGUAAAUUCCAAAAUAAACUGCCCAAAGAGAAGGAGGCGCGUGGUCUGGGCGUAAAGGAGCUGAUACCCGGCGGCAAACGCAAGGCAUCGCAUAUUUCAGCACAGCCGGAAAGGGAGGCCAACUUGGAGCUGAUCAAAAGCGUGCUGAACAAGAAGCCCAAACUUAAUGUGGACAAGGCGAUAUCGCUGCAAAAGCAAGACGAGCGAUUAGAACGUGAGGCUGAAGCCGGCAACAAGCCAGCGAAAAAGAAGGGCAAGGGCAGUCGCAAGGCGGUGGGCAAGAAGCCCAAGGGUCAUCAGGGUCAGCGUGCGCCAGGCAAGAAGGGUCAGGCCGGUCGGAAGCGUCGCUGAACAUGAAAACUGCUACUUCAACUAGGACACUUUUUUAAUAACAAAACACAAUUUACAUGAUAAAUACAAUGAUAAUAUUUUAAGCCA